This is a messenger RNA of Diceros bicornis minor, 5301 nucleotides long. RefSeq names its product ADNP homeobox 2 (gene ADNP2). Bases 338 to 3802 code for a protein of 1154 amino acids. Gene Ontology annotation, cellular component: nucleus. Gene Ontology annotation, biological process: regulation of gene expression. The transcript has 4 exons. The record is from RefSeq and is a predicted model, not a curated record. Gene Ontology annotation, molecular function: DNA binding. NCBI's taxonomy places the organism in Eukaryota, Metazoa, Chordata, Mammalia, Perissodactyla, Rhinocerotidae.
CAGGGGACCCCCACUGUCAUCCAGAGCCUCCAGUCCAGCUUUGGGCAGGGGCCUCAAGGGGCCUGUGGGGCAGUGCCCAGGGGUCCCAUGCACACUCUCCCCCCAUUGGCUGGCUGCACCGGCAUGCAAAUGAGGGCGCGCGUCACUUCCGGCGGCCAAUCGAGCGCCAUUUUCUCUUUCUGGCGGUGCCGGGAGGAGGGGACAGGGUCGCGCGGGGCGGGCGCGCCGAGGCGGGGGUCCCGCCGCGCGGGGCGGAGGCAGGCGGGGCCCGGCGGGCGCGGCGAGAGGCGGCGGGGGAGGCGGCGGCGCCCCGGGCGCCCAGCGGAAAACUUCAAAAAUGUUUCAAAUUCCUGUGGAGAAUCUUGACAACAUCAGGAAGGUACGGAAAAAGGUGAAAGGCAUUCUUGUGGAUAUUGGGCUUGACAGCUGCAAGGAGUUGCUGAAGGACCUUAAAGGCUUUGAUCCAGGAGAGAAGUACUUUUUUAACACAUCAUGGGGAGAUAUUUCUCUCUGGGAACCUUCUGGAAAGAAAGUGAGAUAUCGAACAAAGCCAUACUGUUGUAGCCUCUGUAAAUACUCUACAAAAGUGCUUACUUCAUUCAAAAAUCAUUUACAUCGUUACCACGAAGAUGAGAUUGACCAAGAGCUGGUGAUCCCUUGCCCAAACUGUGUAUUUUCCUCUCAACCCAAAGUUGUGGGAAGGCACUUCAGGAUGUUUCAUGCACCUGUUCGGAAAGUCCAGAACUACACGGUGAAUAUUUUAGGUGAAACGAAAUCAUCCAGGAAUGAUGUGAUAAGUUUCACGUGUUUAAAAUGUAACUUUUCAAACACGCUGUACUACAGCAUGAAGAAGCAUGUGCUGGUAGCCCAUUUCCACUACUUGAUUAACUCCUACUUUGGGUUGAGAACUGAGGACAUGGGCGAGCAACCGAAAAACGAUGAUACCCUUUCCACCGAGAAGAUGCCACCAUCUGACAAGUAUUACUGUAAAAAAUGCAAUGCCAACGCCAGCAGCCAGGAUGCUUUAAUGUAUCACAUUUUGACAUCGGAUAUACACAGGGAUUUGGAGAAUAAGCUUAGAUCCGUGAUUUCAGAACAUAUUAAGAAGCCUGGACUUUUGAAGCAAAUGCAUAUUGCUCCAAAACCAACUGCACAUUUGGCGAUACCACCAAACAACAGUGCUCCGGCCGUUCCAGCCACACCUCCUUGCUUUCAUCUUGCCUUGCCGCAGAACAGUCAAAGCCAAACCGUGGUCCAGCCAGUUCAGGGCACAGUCCAGCCAGUGACUGUGGCCUCGGGUGCUUCUGGAAGCCUGACUCAUUCUCCGCCGGCUGUUGCCCAGUCCCAUGUGACUCUAGUCUCCAGUCCCCUGCCAGUGGCCCAGAGUAGCCUUGCUCUGCCGCCCUCAGCUCCUCAGCCUGUCUUUCUUUCUCACGGAGUCCCACUUAAUCAGUCAGCAAAUCCUCCUGUGUUGCCGUUGAGUCAGCCAGUUGGACCUGUAAAUAAGUCUGCUGGAACUGGCGUCCUCACCACAAACCAGACCCUCCGCCCAGGGGUUUUUCCCCUCGGCCAGCCUGUUGGGCCCAUCAGCAGACCAGUUGGGCCUGGAGUCCUUUCAGUAAACAGACCUGUUGGGUCUGGUGUCCUUCCUGUCAGUCCCUCUGUCACCCCUGGGGUUCUCCAGGCCGUCUCGCCAGGAGUGAUCUCUGUGAGCCGGACAGUCCCCUCAGGGGUCCUUCCUGCGGGCCAGAUGACCCCUGCAGGGGUCAUCCCUUCAGCACAGACAGCGACUUCAGGGGUUCUCCCUGCUGGCCAGAUGGUCCAGUCGGGGGUUCUCCCCAUUGGACAGACAGCCCCGUCGGGGGUUCUCCCCCCUGGGCUGACGGUCCCGUCACGGGUUCUCCCUCCUGGCCAGACGGUUCCCCUAAGGGUUCUCCCUGCAGGCCAGGUGGUCCCACCUGGGCUCCUUUCUCCCAGCCAGCCAGUCUCCUCAAGUGUUCUCCCUGUGAACCAGGGCAUUAACUCCGGUGUUCUUCAGCUCAGUCAGCCUGUCAUGUCAGGAGUUCUUCCUGUGGGUCAGCCAGUGAGGCCUGGGGUCCUGCAACUCAGUCAGUCUGUGAAUACCAAAAUUCUGCCUGCAAGUCAGCCAGUUAGACCUGGGGCUUCGCAAAACACCACUUUCCUCACGUCAGGCUCUAUUCUCAGACAGCUAAUACCCACAGGGAAACAAGUGAAUGGGAUUCCCACAUACACCCUCGCCCCGGUGUCUGUCACUCUGCCCGUGCCACCUGGAGGCGUUGGGACCGUCGCCCCACCCCAGAUGCCCAUCCAGCUCCUGCAGUCUGGCGCAGCUGCACAGAUGGCCAGUCCCGUGGCUAGCAUGCCCUCCCCUCCAGUGGUGGUAAAUGCCACUCAGAACAUGUUCGUUCAGGCCUCCUCGUCUGGGGCAGAGGCGAGCCAGGCGCUCAGACAGGCAAAGCAGUGGAAAACCUGCCCAGUUUGCAAUGAGCUCUUCCCUUCCAACGUCUACCAGGUCCACAUGGAGGUGGCUCAUAAGCACAGUGAAUCCAAAUCUGCUGAAAAGCUGGAGCCUGAAAAACUGGCAGCAUGUGCACCGUUUUUAAAGUGGAUGAGAGAGAAAACAGUUCGAUGUCUCUCUUGUAAAUGCUUAGUAUCGGAGGAAGAGCUUAUCCAUCACUUACUAAUGCAUGGCCUAGGGUGUUUGUUUUGUCCAUGCACUUUCCAUGAUAUUAAAGGUCUUUCUGAGCAUAGUAGGACUAUGCACCUAGGGAAGAAGAAAUUACCUGUGGAUUACAGCAACAAAGGUUUUCAAUUGGAUAUCGAUGCUAAUGGCAACCUGCUGUUUCCCCAUCUUGACUUCAUCACCAUACUGCCAAAGGAGGAGCUCGGGGAGCGGGAGGUCUACCUGGCCAUCCUGGCUGGGAUACACUCCAAGUCGCUCGUGCCCGUGUACAUCAAAGUGAGGCCCCAGACGGAGGGUGCGCCCGGAAGCCCCAGCAAACAAGCCUUGACCUGCCCCUUCUGCUUUGGCACCUUUGUGACCACUGAGGCGUAUGAGCUGCAUUUGAAGGAGAGGCACCACAUCAUGCCCACAGUCCACACCAUCCUGAAGUCUCCAGCCUUCAAGUGCAUCCAUUGCUGUGGGGUUUACACUGGCAACAUGACCCUGGCAGCCAUCGCCGUACACCUGCUGCGCUGCAGAAGCGCCCCGAAGGACAGCGGCUCAGACUUGCAAGUCCAGCCAGGCCUCAUCGAGAACAGUGAACUGCUGCUGGUCAACGGUGAGGUGACCCAUGAUGCCGGUUUCUCUGUGAAGAGAAAGCUGCCCGAUGGCCACUUUGGGGCAGGAGACCAGAGGGAUGGGGAGGAGCGACCUCUCGUCAUAAACACCGAGGCAGCCCCGGCUCCAGAAAAGGUAACGAGCAUCGUGCCCUUUAAAAGGCAAAGAAAUGAAAGCAGGACUGAGGGACCACUUGUUAAUGAUGAUGCUCUUCAGAUUUUAGCAUUAAAUCCUAAAAAAUAUGAAGACCGUUCUUAUGAAGAAAAAAAGCAGUUUCUUAGAGAUUAUUUCCACAAGAGACCAUAUCCUAGUAAAAAGGAAAUAGAACUGUUAUCCUCACUCUUAUGGGUGUGGAAAAUUGAUGUGGCUUCAUUUUUUGGAAAAAGAAGAUACAUUUGCAUGAAAGCAAUAAAAAAUCACAAGCCCUCUGUACUUUUAGGUUUUGAUAUGUCUGAACUGAAAAAUGUUAAACACAGGUUGAACUUUGAGUAUGAACCAUAAAACUUGUUAAAAAAAAUUAGGAAAUCUAAAGUACUAGAUAAUUAGUAGUUUUUUCAAUUGAGAUUUAAAAAAACGUCAUUUUCUCACUGUAUGUUGGACUAAUCAAUUUCAGUGGUCUUUAUGCUGCUCUUUAGAUUUAUUUCAGGUGCUCAGAAAGACUUCUAUAUAAAGAAGUGAAUAGUUCUGUCGGAUUUAUUGUUUCCUGAAGUUUGAUUUUGUAACAAUUAUUUUUAGUUUUUUCCUCUGUCAUGUAAAUUAAAUCUUUUGAUAUUUCAUGCACGCCUUGUUUUCCCAGUAGUGUCAGUAUCGUAUGAUAAAAACUGAAGUCUCAUGUUUGUUUUUUCAUUUAAGGAAAUUUCUGCUUGUUUGAGAAUACCUGAUUAACUUCGAAUUAAAGCAUCGAUCUCCCUCAGUUAGUUUCUCAUGUAGCAGCAAUUGAUACAGUAAAUGUGUAGAGAAGUGAGUACAAACCCCCGUGAUGUGUAUGGUUCCUUAAGGAUGCACUGCAUUAACUUAUGCUGAUUUCUUCCUUGUAAGAUAUUUGCUUAUUAGAUUAUAAUUUUGAUUUACAUUUUUUUAGGUUUAUCCUAACAGCUGUUUUUGAUUAUAACUCAUAGAAAACCAAAUGUUUUCAUUUUUAAAAAAUUACUGAACCUGAAGUCUGCUAUUUAGCUCGUAAGUCAAAAGAGUUAUUUUACAAAUAAAGUAAUUCUGUAGGUGCAGAAAUACUUUUCAGUGUAGACUUCCCCCUCUUUUUGAUAUGGUGAUAAGUCAUUUUUCCAUUCAAAGGUAAAACCAUAAGUCUUAGUGCCUUUAGAAUAAACACUGAAAACACACACACAGACUCUCCUUCUAACGUAACUGUUCAUAAACCAGUGAAAGGGAAGGACCGUGUUACUCAGGAAUAAAGUUUUUACCCCUGAGUGUGGACACUCACUGAAAUGUAAGCUAGAUUUUCAGGGGACAAGGUGGAGUGACAGACCAGAGCUAAGUCCCCAUGGUUGGCGUAUGAAAUCUCUGACGGUUUCCUAGAAGGAAACGUAUUUGUUUUGGGGAAAUGGGCUUUCCCAUAGCCCAGUUGUCCAGGCUAUGGGCCAGGGUGUUGCUAAAGAAUACUGUUGUAUUACUCUCUUUUGGACAGUUAAACUUCGUUUUUUUUUCCACACAAUAUAAAAUAACUUAAAGCACCAGAGCCAGGAAUGGAGACCAGCCAGUUGAGACCAUGAGUCAUACUGCUGGUGAUACAUAGCAGAGGCACCUGUCCAACGUGUUCAGAAGAUAUGACAGUCUCUGGGAAACGGAUAAUGUUACUAUAUGGAUUUAAAAAAAUAUAAUACUCGCAUGUAAUUGCUAUAAUGUGCAUUUUUGAGGCAAUUGUGAAACUGGUCUGUGAUUGUUGGUGUACUCUUGUAAAUUCAAAAAGAGCUUGUUGAAGUUUAUUUUUUUUUUACCUAUUGUUUUCAGAGUGUCUAUUUUGAAUUAAAAUUUGUUAUACCACU